Molecule: messenger RNA, 1479 nt
Organism: Melampsora larici-populina 98AG31
Lineage: Eukaryota; Fungi; Basidiomycota; Pucciniomycetes; Pucciniales; Melampsoraceae
Exons: 3
Coding region: 1-1479 (492 amino acids)
Source: RefSeq, a predicted model, not a curated record
AUGUCUGGUUCCAACAUUCCGCUCAAACAGUCGCACGUCGUUACGGUUUCUGGUAUCGUUGAGAACAGUGCUGUGUACUCCAAUGUAGCUCCCACUUAUCUUCCUCUACAACACCCCCCUUCAGACAACCGAAACUACUCCUACCGCUCUUGCACGGCCGCCAUCACCUGUAACGGCUGGAACGGGGACAAUAAGAAAGAGUACGACGGCAAAUUCACGGCGUACUGUUCAUCCCUCCAAGUUCCACAUGAAGGUGAAUGCUACUGCAUCAAAGCCCGCUUCCUACCAGCAAAGGACUCCGCCGACUUCAACAUGUACUACGAGGCCGAGCACAAGGUUUUCGUCGACACCAAAUUGAGAUUAAGAACACCAAACCUGGGGACCAACCCGAUUCCAGAAAUUGACGGUGCAAAUCCAUCGAGAAUAACACUUCCACCACCAUUCACAAUAUCAAAACUUGAGAAUAAUGGUAUUCAAGAUUCGGAUACGUUGAAAUUGACGCUUGCACCACCAUCUGAAUCCACAUCAAAAAAGACAUUGCCGAAAAGAACCGUAUCAAGGAAUCAAAUGAACAAUCUGUUUAAACAUACAUAUCAACAAAAACACCCCUUGAGGAUCACACCAGGUGGUAAAAUUUGCCUGGGGGACCAAAUUGUACAACUCACAAAGCCAGCAUCGCAUUCACAAAGAACUUAUCCUAGUACCAUGCCUGAUAACAAUUUGAUGUUCAAAGCUUAUUCAUCUAGUUUUCCGAAACAUCAGCUUCAAGUAUCCAGUUCAAGAAACUUAGAUAUUCGCGAAGAUCCGUCUCAUAGCGUCCCAAGAUUUCCUGGUUCAGGAUCAAAUUCAGUUCAAGGUGUUCCAACGCCUGAGCCAUCUACAGAAAAUCUCGAAAGUCUCAUAGAAGAUCAACAUCACGACAUCAUUACCCUGCCUUCUUAUGGAAUUCGCGGGUUUGUCCAAAAUGUUCAUAAAUCUCAUAUCCCAAUUCGCGAAAAUAUGUACAAGUUGGCAAAAUUUGGAAGACAGGAACUUUGGGAACUUGAAGCACUUCGGAAUGAAAUCUUAAAAUGGUUUGCUGGUUUAAAGACUAGGUUGACCCAAAUAGCCGACGAAAAAGACUCGACUAGUACUGUAACAUCUCGCGAUAUAAAAAAAGCACUCAAUCGGGCUCAAAUCAAAUUGACAAACAGUUUUUUGGGAUAUCUUAUCACAAAUCAUAAAGAUUUUCGAGGUAAAAGCAAUGAGCGACUUCUAAGAGAGGGGUGGCAAUAUUUGAAGAGAUACAUGAUUCAAUGGAAGAACACGAAUUUUGAAAUCAUUUCCAACCUUAAACAUCUUGAAGCAGAUUCCCGUGUCUGGAAUUGGACUUCAGACGAUAUGUUCGCAUAUUUGAUGUGGAUGGAUGGAAACAAUACCCUUUCAUCUAAGGUUUUAGCAAGAUUUAUUGCUGGCUGGAAAGAAUUGAACGGAGUGUGA